AGUUGCCGCAACACAAACAUACAUCUAUUCUGGCACUCGCUCGAUCUGUAUCCAGCGAGAAGAAGAGGUCGUCGAUGGCUUGCGUGGCGGACCGUGAGGACGCCGUGAGGGAGGUGACGCAGGUGUACGAGCUCAUCAAGCUCCAGCAGCCUCUCCUCCUCCUCCACUCGCCGCAGCACCCGCCGCCGCCGCCGUCGACGACCUGCCAGCUGGCGCAGAGCCUCCUCGCCAAGGCGCUGCGAGCCCUCAACGUCGCUCUCUCCGUCAUGAAGCAGCAGCCUGCUCCAGUGACACCAAUAAGCGUCAUCAAAGCUGAGCCUCAUCAGCUCUCGCCGCCCUGCAGCCUGGCGUCUGCUGAGUCCCAAGCCGCCAUAGUACUCAGCACGGCAACAAGAGGCGCCAAAAGAAGAAGAUCAACGGAAGGGAAGAAGAAGAAUACCUCGUCGUCCUGGGCGACGGUAACCGCCGUGCCCUACGACGACGGCUACGAGUGGAGGAAGUACGGCGAGAAGAAGAUCAACGGGACGCUCUUCACCAGGAGCUACUUCCGGUGCACCUACAAGGACGACGCCGGCUGCCUCGCCACCAAGCACGUCCAGCAGAUGGACAACAACAGCGAUCCGCCCAUGUUCCACGUCACCUACAACAACGACCACACCUGCAACACCAGUGCCAGAGCCAACACCGGCAGCAGCAGCAACCUCGCUGCAUUGCUAGCAGGCUGCUGCAACAUGAAGCAAGAACCAACUGGACAUGCUGCUGCUGCGGCGGCGGCGACCAUGGACAUGAAGCAAGAAGUCCAAGAACCGCCGCUCCUGCUGCCUGCUCUGGUGGACCUCCAGCCUUCUGCCUGUUUUCAUCAUGAGCAAAUUCCACGGUGCCAAGAACCGCUGUUUCCUGUAAGUAUGGAGCAGCAGUUCGUUUGUGGUCCUUUUAGAGACGACGAUAGUGAAAUCCCGUCGGCUACUGGUUCGUGCAUCUCCGGCGAGACCAGCUGGGAUGGGUAUUCUGGACACAUGGCGGCGGCUGAAGAUGACCCUCUCCUCGAUCUCGAGCGUUUCCUCUUCAUGGACUACUAGUACUAGCUAGGCUACUAGCUGGAUCUGAAACCUAAUUAACAAGAUCUAUGAGAGUAGAAAGUAUAUAGUUUGAUCUUCCCUUUUUUAGGGCAGUAGUGCCAAUAAUACAGUGUUCUGUAGGGAGGAACAGAAAUCCAGUAAAA
Sorghum bicolor (sorghum) is the source of this 1222-nucleotide messenger RNA. Its product is annotated as probable WRKY transcription factor 53. The record is from RefSeq and is a predicted model, not a curated record. Gene Ontology annotation, molecular function: DNA-binding transcription factor activity; sequence-specific DNA binding. NCBI's taxonomy places the organism in Eukaryota, Viridiplantae, Streptophyta, Magnoliopsida, Poales, Poaceae. The transcript has a single exon. The coding region runs from base 75 to 1079 and encodes 334 amino acids. Gene Ontology annotation, biological process: regulation of DNA-templated transcription.